AUGACUGGUUGGAUCCCUGAUAAUAUUUCUCCCAAUUGUAGCCUAAAGACUUUAGAUGUGAGUCACAACAAUUUGCUUGCGGUUGCUUGUGUUGCGCUCGAACAGAUUCCACGGGAGAUCACAUGUCAAAAGAGUUGGCCAAGUCUUCAAAUCAUUGACAUAGCUUCCAAUAAUUUCAAUGGCAAUCUAUAUCCUUUCAACUUCACAAAUUGGAGAGGAAUGGUGUUGGAUCGUGAUGCAGAGUUGGACCGUAUCAACUUAGGUUUCAUGGCUUCGUACAUGGGAUUCUACAAAGGGAACGAGGUGACAUUAACCAUUAAAGGGCUAGAGCUCGAGCUUGUCAAGAUUUGGCCAGAGUUUAUCUCUAUUGACUUCUCUUGCAAUAAUUUUCAUGGCGAAAUCCCCAUGGAAAUUGGUGAGCUCAACUCACUCUAUCUUCUCAACUUAUCUCACAAUGCUCUCAGCGGUCGAAUCCCAAAGUCAUUUGGCAAGUUGAGUGAAGUCGAGUCGUUAGACUUGUCAACAAACAAAUUGGAUGGAGAAAUCCAAAGUGAAUUGAUAGGGUUGACAUUUCUUGCGAAAUUGAACCUUUCAAUGAACAAUCUUGUUGGAGAAAUACCGCGAUCUAAUCAGUUCUCCACAUUUGAGAAUGAUUCAUAUAUGGGAAACUUGGGAUUGUGUGGACUUCCGUUGAUAAGAAAAUGCAAAGAUGAUAAUGGAGAAUCGAUGCAGCCUGCUGAACAAGAAGAUGAUGAAGAUGAAUUCAUAGAUGGAUUUGGUUGGAGAAGUGUGGUGAUGGGGUAUGGAAGUGGAUUCGUAGUUGGGAUUGGAAUUGGAUACAUGAUUAUAAGGAGUGGUAGGCCAACAUGUUGA
Molecule: messenger RNA, 873 nt
Organism: Salvia hispanica
Lineage: Eukaryota; Viridiplantae; Streptophyta; Magnoliopsida; Lamiales; Lamiaceae
Source: RefSeq, a predicted model, not a curated record